CGCCCUCUCGUGACGUUUCUCAGACCAGACCACCACCUCCCCUCCCCUCGCCUCCCCCUCCCCUUCUAGAGCCUAGAACCCUUCUCACCCACCGUACCCGGCGGCGGCGGAGAUGAGCGUGUGGAACUACGUUGUGACGGCGCACAAGCCGACCAGCGUCAGCCACUCCUGCGUCGGCAACUUCACCAGCCCCAACCAGCUCAACCUUAUCAUCGCGAAAUGCACCCGCAUCGAGAUCCAUUUGCUUACUCCUCAGGGCCUUCAGCCUAUGCUUGAUGUACCUAUAUAUGGAAGACUUGCAACGAUUGAGCUCUUUCGGCCUCAUAAUGAGACUCAGGAUUUCCUUUUCAUUGCUACGGAAAGGUACAAAUUCUGUGUUCUGCAGUGGGAUGCAGAAAAAUCAGAGCUUCUCACCAGAGCAAUGGGAGAUGUUUCUGAUCGCAUUGGCCGCCCUACAGACAAUGGACAGAUUGGAAUUAUCGACCCAGACUGUAGACUUAUUGGUCUUCACCUCUACGACGGCUUAUUUAAGGUUAUACCAUUUGACAACAAAGGACAGCUGAAGGAAGCUUUCAAUAUCAGACUCGAAGAACUUCAAGUAUUGGACAUCAAGUUUCUGCAUGGUUGUGUUAAACCUACUAUUGUUGUCCUCUACCAGGACAAUAAAGAUGCGAGGCAUGUUAAGACAUAUGAAGUUGCAUUGAAGGACAAAGACUUUGUUGAGGGUCCUUGGUCGCAGAAUAAUUUAGACAAUGGUGCUGGUCUGUUGAUACCUGUACCAGCUCCACUUGGUGGUGUGAUAAUUAUCGGCGAGGAGACAAUAGUUUACUGCAAUGCCAAUGCUACAUUUAAAGCUAUACCAAUCAAACAGUCCAUCAUAAGAGCUUAUGGACGGAUUGACCCAGAUGGUUCUCGUUAUUUACUCGGUGAUAAUACAGGAACUCUGCAUUUACUCGUCCUUACCCAUGAACGAGAAAGGGUCACUGGUUUAAAAGUUGAGUACUUGGGAGAGACUUCAAUUGCAUCAUCAAUUUCAUAUCUUGAUAAUGGUGUUGUCUAUGUUGGUUCUCGAUUUGGUGAUUCACAGCUGGUAAAGCUGAACCUUCAAGCUGAUGUAAGUGGUUCAUUUGUUGAAGUUCUUGAGCGGUAUGUGAAUCUUGGACCGAUUGUGGACUUCUGUGUGGUCGACCUUGACAGGCAGGGUCAGGGUCAGGUGGUCACUUGUUCAGGGGCAUUUAAAGAUGGCUCCCUUCGGGUUGUUCGGAAUGGUAUAGGGAUUAACGAGCAGGCCUCAGUAGAACUCCAAGGUAUCAAGGGAUUAUGGUCAUUGAAAUCUUCCUUCAAUGAUCCUUACGAUAUGUACCUAGUUGUGAGCUUUAUAAGUGAGACACGGUUCUUGGCGAUGAACAUGGAAGAUGAAUUAGAAGAAACCGAGAUAGAGGGGUUUGAUGCACAAACCCAGACCUUGUUUUGUCAAAAUGCCAUCAAUGAUCUUCUUAUACAGGUUACUGCAAAUUCUGUUCGGUUAGUCAGUUGUACCUCUCGGGAGCUAGUGGAUCAAUGGAAUGCACCAGCAGGAUUUUCAGUCAAUGUUGCAUCAGCUAAUGCCAGUCAGGUUCUGUUGGCAACUGGUGGUGGCCAUCUUGUUUACCUAGAAAUUAGGGAUGCUAAGCUUGUUGAAGUGAAGCAUGCACAGCUAGAACAUGAGAUCUCUUGUCUUGAUUUGAACCCAAUCGGGGAGAAUCCACAGAAUAGUUCCCUGGCUGCUGUUGGGAUGUGGACUGAUAUAAGUGUUAGAAUAUUUUCACUUCCAGACCUUGAAUUAAUAAGGAAGGACAAUUUAGGUGGAGAAAUUGUUCCUCGGUCUGUUCUGCUGUGCACCUUGGAGGGGGUUUCAUAUUUGCUCUGUGCUCUUGGAGAUGGUAACCUGUUCAGUUUUCUGCUGAAUGCAAGUACAGGUGAACUGAGUGAUAGAAAAAGGGUGUCCCUUGGGACCCAACCAAUUAGCCUUCGUACAUUCUCAUCGAAGGGCACAACCCACGUGUUUGCUUCAUCAGAUAGACCGACUGUCAUAUACAGCAGUAAUAAGAAGCUGCUCUAUAGCAAUGUUAAUUUGAAAGAAGUUAAUCAUAUGUGUCCUUUUAAUACAGCUGCAUUUCCAGACAGCCUUGCAAUUGCUAAAGAAGGUGAACUUUCAAUCGGAACCAUUGAUGAUAUCCAAAAGCUUCAUAUCCGCACAAUCCCCCUUAAUGAACAAGCACGGCGCAUUUGCCACCAGGAGCAAUCAAGGACACUAGCAUUCUGCAGUUUCAAGUACAACCAGACUAGUAUGGAGGAAAGUGAGACACAUUAUAUUCGUUUGUUAGAUCACCAAACUUUUGAGUUCCUGUCCACAUAUCCUUUAGAUCAAUAUGAAUGUGGCUGCUCCAUCAUUAGCUGCUCAUUCUCAGAUGAUAAUAACGUCUAUUACUGUGUGGGAACUGCAUAUGUUUUACCCGAGGAAAAUGAACCAACAAAGGGCCGAAUCCUUGUAUUUGCAGUUGAAGAUGGAAGGUUGCAAUUAAUUGUAGAGAAAGAAACCAAAGGAGCUGUUUAUUCACUGAAUGCAUUCAAUGGAAAAUUAUUGGCUGCUAUCAACCAGAAGAUUCAAUUAUAUAAAUGGAUGCUACGUGAGGAUGGUUCACAUGAGCUGCAAUCUGAGUGUGGCCACCAUGGGCACAUACUGGCCUUGUAUACUCAAACCCGUGGUGACUUCAUUGUAGUUGGAGAUCUGAUGAAAUCAAUAUCCUUGCUGGUCUACAAGCAUGAGGAAAGUGCAAUUGAAGAGCGUGCUAGGGAUUACAAUGCGAACUGGAUGACUGCAGUUGAGAUGCUUGAUGAUGAAAUCUAUAUUGGUGCAGAGAAUAGCUAUAACCUAUUCACGGUGCGCAAGAACAGUGAUGCAGCCACAGAUGACGAAAGGGCAAGGCUUGAGGUUGUCGGGGAGUACCAUCUUGGAGAGUUUGUGAAUAGAUUCCACCAUGGUUCACUUGUAAUGCGCCUUCCAGACUCAGAGAUAGGCCAGAUUCCCACCGUGAUCUUUGGCACAAUCAAUGGGGUCAUUGGCAUUAUUGCCUCCCUUCCACAUGACCAAUAUGUGUUUCUGGAAAAGCUCCAGUCCACUCUCGUAAAGUUCAUAAAGGGUGUCGGGAACCUGAGCCAUGAGCAAUGGCGGUCAUUCCAUAACGACAAAAAGAUGGCGGAGGCUCGAAACUUUCUGGAUGGUGACCUGAUCGAGUCAUUCCUUGACCUUAGCAGAAGCAAGAUGGAGGAGGUGGCCAAGGUCAUGGGCGUAUCUGUUGAGGAGCUGUCCAAGAGGGUGGAAGAGUUGACGAGACUUCACUAGAUCAACAAGUAGAAGUUUGCUGUAACUUGUUGCAUCUAUAUCCUUUGUAACUUAUUUUUCGCUGACGCAGUCGCUUGUAGUUUCAUUGCAUUGAGCUGCCUCCUGCUGUUCAAACAGCCGGCCGGUCGCUCAAGUCGCAAGACUGACCCUAUCACUGUUUACGCGUGGUUGUACCUUAUUUUGUUGCCCCAUCAACAUUCCAGCUGUCAGUUUGAUGAGGUUGUUUUCUUUUUAAUGCCGAGACAAAAAUGUCGCGACAUCAA
Phragmites australis (common reed) is the source of this 3648-nucleotide messenger RNA. RefSeq names its product DNA damage-binding protein 1. Bases 113 to 3385 code for a protein of 1090 amino acids. The transcript has 19 exons. Gene Ontology annotation, molecular function: protein binding; nucleic acid binding. The record is from RefSeq and is a predicted model, not a curated record. Lineage: Eukaryota; Viridiplantae; Streptophyta; Magnoliopsida; Poales; Poaceae. Gene Ontology annotation, cellular component: nucleus.